Salvia hispanica is the source of this 1064-nucleotide messenger RNA. Its product is annotated as ras-related protein RABD2a. Gene Ontology annotation, molecular function: GTP binding; GTPase activity. The record is from RefSeq and is a predicted model, not a curated record. Lineage: Eukaryota; Viridiplantae; Streptophyta; Magnoliopsida; Lamiales; Lamiaceae.
CUCAGACUCCUAAUCCUACUUCAUUUCUUCCACAACCUCUACAGCAAAAAAAGAAAAAGCCCAAAGCCGGUCAACUCCUUCGGCGCUGUUCAAUCCUUCUCGCUAGCGAUCAUCGAGAAGGACUAUUUCCGGCUACUCUCCGUCAACCUCCCGCCACCAAUCAUGAAUCCCGAAUACGACUACUUGUUCAAGCUUCUUUUGAUUGGAGACUCUGGUGUUGGCAAGUCAUGCCUUCUACUCAGAUUUGCUGAUGAUUCUUACCUUGAUAGCUACAUCAGCACAAUCGGUGUUGAUUUUAAAAUUCGUACAGUGGAGCAAGAUGGGAAGACUAUCAAGCUUCAGAUAUGGGAUACUGCUGGGCAGGAACGUUUCAGAACUAUAACCAGUAGCUAUUACCGUGGUGCACAUGGAAUUAUAAUAGUAUAUGAUGUAACUGACCAAGAAAGCUUCAACAACGUGAAACAAUGGUUAAAUGAGAUUGACCGAUAUGCAAGUGAGAAUGUGAACAAGCUCCUUGUUGGAAACAAGUGCGAUCUUGCUGAUAACAGGGCUGUGCCUUAUGAAACAGCAAAGGCAUUCGCCGAUGAAAUUGGCAUCCCCUUUAUGGAGACUAGUGCCAAAAAUGCAACAAACGUUGAACAGGCUUUCAUGGCUAUGUCUGCUGACAUCAAGAAUAGGAUGGCAAGUCAGCCUGCAUCAAACAGUGCUAGGCCACCAACUGUGCAGAUUCGUGGACAACCUGUUGCCCAGAAGAGUGGAUGCUGCUCGUCUUAGUGGGACUGCUGUUAAUACUUGGUGGGGGUUGGCAGUCAGCUGGGCAAGUCUGACGUUUGUGCAGCCUUAUAAGUGUUACACCUUAAUAUUAGUUCUCUAUUCUUUCAAAUAUAUUUGAUUUGCUAAAGUGGCUGUACAAAUUAUGAAGGACUGGGUUACUCUUAAUAGCUUUCGUUUGUUAUAUUGUUUUUACUUUCAAGUAGUUCAGUCCACAGAUAGCAGUGUCCUAAUGUUUGCAAACAUGUGGUCAAGUCUGACUCAUUUGGAAUAGAAUUCUGUAUUAUGUGAUU